This is a messenger RNA of Suillus subaureus, 1389 nucleotides long. RefSeq lists its product as uncharacterized. The transcript has 8 exons. The record is from RefSeq and is a predicted model, not a curated record. Gene Ontology annotation, cellular component: cytoplasm. Gene Ontology annotation, biological process: peptidyl-threonine phosphorylation. Gene Ontology annotation, molecular function: protein serine/threonine kinase activity. Lineage: Eukaryota; Fungi; Basidiomycota; Agaricomycetes; Boletales; Suillaceae. Bases 383 to 1216 code for a protein of 277 amino acids.
CAUGCAUCACCCCCAGAUUAGCGACGUUGCCACUGAAGCCACCCAACCCGAGGCUGAACAGGUCGGAAAUCUCCUAGCACAGCUUUACAUUGAAGAAAGCCCGUCCAUCGAUGUCGUUCAUGAUAACUCUACGAAUCUUCGAACGGUAUCUCAAGCAGAGGCAGAGGCUGUACAAGCUCUCCUAGUUUCAGACACACGUGACAGGGUGAUAAUGCCCAUGGCCCGUAGAGUCCCGAGAUCGUCUCUCCCACAUAUAGAGACACGGAAAGCACCUGUAUCUGAGGACCUGGUAAGUCUUUGUCGGUAUGCUGAAAAGAAUACAUGGACAUUGGGUGUCGUUCGAUAUCAUACAUAGGUCAAGCGCGUGGUAUACACGUACCUGAUGGAUCCUGCAACAAAGCAGAAUGUACCUACUUCGCGUACACAUGGCCUGAAGCUCGACUUGCUGUUCAUCCUGGAUCUCACUGGCAGUCAACAGCCAUACAUAGACUCAGUCAGAUCAUCCAUUAAUGCUAUCUGCGCGGAAAUACUGGGAUCAGAUCAUGUGAAUUCAACUCGGCCAGGCGAUCUUCGCGUCGCAUUUAUUGGGUUCCGCGAUCAUCCACCUCAGGAAGAUUCUUUUGUUACCCGCGAAUGGGAUUUCGUGUCGGAUAUCACCCGGAUUCACGCAAACUUGAGGAGUCUUCCUGGUGCUGAUGGUGGUGGAGAUGGGCCAGAAGCUGUAACGGCAGCUCUAGCUCGAGCUUUAACGAUGAGGUGGAGGAAUGACUGCAACAGGGUCGCUGUGUUAGUAUCGGAUGCUCCGCCCCACGGUAUUGGAUCUCAGGGCGAUUACUGGCCCUACGGUGUACCAGGUGUUCCGGACCCUCUUGAUCUGGCGAGAGAGAUGCUCAAAAAGAAGAUCACUUUACACUUCGUCGCUUGCGAACCGAGCUUGAGUCGCUUUCAUAAUGCGCUUGAUUUUUACCGUGGUCUGACCCGCAUAACGGCGGGCAUCGUAGUCCCACUGCUUGACGCCAGGUUGGUCCCUUCACGAGAACCCUCGUUGGUGGUGAAAUACCUCCAUGCCCUAAUGCGCGUCAGAGGCCGAACAGCCGACCAAUUGAUUAUGGAGAAUAUUUAUGCCAUGUCUGAUGAUACGAAGGAAAAUGUAGAAAUCUGGUCGUCAGCUCGCAGCCUCGCUGAUGCGAAGGCUCGAUUGGAGUCCUACUACUAGGUGGUUGGGUAUACAUGAAAUAGCAGUGCUAGGCGCGAAGUUGUGUAGGAUAUGUUUUGAUGUAGGCCGUGAUCUUAAUACGUACUUGGCCAAAAUUCUUAAUGUAAAGAUAUGUGGAUUGUGACAUAUUUCUAACUUUAAUGACGAGGAGUCUUGCGAAGAUUAAAAGGCAG